AUGGCGGAUGGCUUGCGAGUUCCCAUUCGACCCACACUCGGCCGGAGUCAGCUGGAGUUCAGGUGCGACCCACAAACAUCCAACACCACUCGCAGGGCACUUAGUAAAGGUGGGGCCUUUCAUGCUUCCAGUAUGAGAGCAGAGCACAUGCAGCCACUUUUGAACUUGCAUUUUCUAAGUGCCCUGCAACUUGUACAUUACUUGCAAAACAUCAGUUUCUCCACAUCAUUUGGUGACCAGGUGCUAUUUGAUGAGAAUGGUGAUGCCUUACCAGUCUAUGGCAUUGUUAACUGGCAGUGGCUCCCUGAUGGAACAAUCAAGGUUAAGAAUGUGGGUGUGGUUCAUAAGUCACUGUCAAAAGGUGAAGAUAUCAGACUUGAAGAAGACACAAUCUUCUGGAACUGGCAGUUCAAAGAGCCACCCCGAUUAGUGUGCAGCAAAAGCUGUCCAUCUGGCACCCGCAUGGCAAGAAAGAAAGGCAAGCCGAUAUGCUGUUUUGACUGUGUGCCAUGUUCUGAGGAAAAGAUCAGCAAUGAGACCGAUUGGUUUGUCUGGCCUAAUCCUCAGCAUAACCAAUGUGUUCCUAAAGGAACUGAGUUCCUGUCCUACCAUGAGCCUCUGGGUAUCUGCCUGACUGCUGCCUCAUUGCUGGGGACAUUUAUCUGUUCUAUUGUCCUCAGGAUCUUCACAUAUUAUUGCAGUACACCGAUAGUACGAGCCAACAAUUCAGAACUGAGCUUCCUGCUCAUAAUUUCACUAAAGCUGUGCUUUCUGUGCUUGCUGCUGUUCAUUGGCCGACCUCAGCUGUGGACAUGUCAGCUGAGACAUGCAGCCUUUGGGAUCAGCUUUGUGCUUUGUGUCUCAUGUAUCCUGGUAAUAACCAUGGUGGUUCUGGCUGUGUUUAAGUCCUCCAAACCAGGAGGUGGAGCCAGGAUGAAAUGGUUUGGUGUCAGACAACAAAGAGGGACAGUUCUGGCUUUGAGUUCUGUCCAGGCAGUAAUCUGCACUGUUUGGCUUGUCUCUUCCUCUCCAGCUCCUCAUAAAAACACUCAAUAUCACAAUGACAAAAUAGUUUAUGAAUGUGUUGUUGGAUCCACAGUUGGUUUUGCAGUGUUAUUGGGUUAUAUUGGCUUUCUGGUCGUCCUCAGCUUCCUGCUUGCAUUUCUGGCCAGGAAUCUUCCUGACAGUUUUAAUGAGGCUAAACUCAUCACUUUCAGCAUGCUGAUAUUCUGUGCUGUGUGGGUGGCAUUUGUCCCAGCUUAUAUCAGCUCUGGUAAAUAUGCAGAUGCAGUGGAAGUAUUUGCCAUCUUGGCCUCCAGCUUUGGGCUUUUGAUUGCACUGUUUGGACCCAAAUGUUACAUUAUUCUCCUAAGACCUGAGAGAAACACAAAGAAGGCAAUCAUGAGCCGAGAUAUUGAGGCUUAA
Molecule: messenger RNA, 1425 nt
Organism: Thalassophryne amazonica
Lineage: Eukaryota; Metazoa; Chordata; Actinopteri; Batrachoidiformes; Batrachoididae
Product: extracellular calcium-sensing receptor-like
Biological process (GO): G protein-coupled receptor signaling pathway
Cellular component (GO): membrane
Molecular function (GO): G protein-coupled receptor activity
Source: RefSeq, a predicted model, not a curated record